GACGCAGGCCGUAUUCACCCAUUCUCCAGCCUCUAGGCGGAACCACUGCCGUUCACAGCGAUUAAUGACACAGAUUGAGGUGGUGUGAAGCCUUGGGUCUUCCUAAUCGUCACACAAUAUAGAUUGCACGUUUGCGUGGUUUUAACCACUGCUGUCGUCUGUCCAACAACUCCCGGGGGUCUACGAUGUGGACCACGUCGUUUUUGUCCGUGGCUGUCGUCGUCUGCGCCGUGAGUAGCGACAGAAGUCUGGAGGACAAGGGCCGCGUUGAGUUGCAGCGCGUGCGUGAACUGUCUCGGCAGCCGCGUUACGGCGCGUGCUGGUCUCGCGCGCUGGAGAAAAUACAGUCGAGCUGCAAAGAGUUCAGUGACGAUGUGCAGAGCAAGAUCGCCUUGUCCUUCACGCACUGCCACCUGCAAAGGUCAGGUCGUAGUUUCCCAGAGUGUCCUGAAGAUAGUGAUGUCAAAACCUGCACCCAAGACAUGGAUCCUGUGGCCUUCAAUACCUACACUGAGUUUUUUACGCACGCACACAGUAUAUGUCAUUACUUGCAGAGCGAGCGCUGGCAACAAAGAGCUGAGAACACCAUUCACCGGUUGACUGAGAGUUCGGCGGGGGUUGCAGAGCAGUUGGCCUCCACCCAGCGGAUGGCAGAAGAUCUGGUCGUGGCCCAAAGUGCCGCGUUGAAAUCCCAGGAAAGCAUCCUUCGCAAUGGAGAGGAACUCAAGAGCACCCUGCAGGACUCCACUCAAGGCCUGAGAGAUGUGUUUGCGGAGAUGAGGCAUUCUGCACAGGAGCAGCAGGUGGCAUUUGCGGAAAUCUUUAACCGCGUAGCUUUCCUCCAGAGCUUCAUCAUGUCUGAAACGCACACGUUUAGUUCUCUUUUUUACAACACCCUGGGCUUUGCCGCCUCUUUCCUUCUGACUUCUGUCCGGCGCACAGCUGGAGCAAGAUUUUUCCUUUUUGGACUUGUGGCUUUGAAUGUAUACUUCGAAAGAAUGAUCUGCAAGAUGGUUUUGGAAAACGAGGACCAUGGUUUUGAACAGAUGGAGAAAAUCGUCUUUUUAGUUGGUCUUCUAAGAAAAUCCAUGGUUCUGAUUGGCUGCCUUGUUCUGCUGUACUUCGCUCUGCGCUACCGCAACAUCAGCCGAGAAAGUCUUGAAAUUCUGAAGGAACUCAAAGAGACUCACUCUGAUCUUCAGAAGGCCUUGCAAAAAGCAGAAUGUCUCUCGGCGUCUGUGGACGAGUGGAAGAGGUCCAGACAAAAACGUUGGCAGAGCAAGUGGGAAGAGAGAGAUGACGGUUUAGUUGUUCUGCAUCCCUCUAGCGUCGUGAAUGCGGCCCUGUCUGCAUCCGCUGCAUCUCCAGACGCCAGACAACUUGAGACACAGAGCACCUCAGAAGCCCUGAAGAGACGUCAGCGGCGCACGUCAGGGGCUCGUUCACGGACGUCUUCUGUCACGGUGUACAGUGUGCUGGUGGAUGACAAUGAGCCGAGGUAUAGCCUGAGAAGUCGGAAAUCUUUGUGUGGCCCGGAUGUUCACGGAGUGAAGGACUGAUGUAUAAUAUCAGAAAAAGGUUCGAUUGCCUUCUGAAGAUCUGAUAGAGGGACUAACAAUUGUUCUGAAUCAUUAGAUCAAAGACUUCCGAAAGAUGGAAGAUCAUAGACAUUUUGAAUGUGCAUUCUUCCUUUUUAAUCCUUUUAAUGCUUCCUUAAACGUUAUAUUUGUCGUUUUUUCCAGAUUUUUUUUACAAAACCAAUAAAUAAAUUCCAGUGUAACAGCUGAAGU
This is a messenger RNA of Puntigrus tetrazona (Sumatra barb), 1790 nucleotides long. RefSeq lists its product as uncharacterized. Bases 186 to 1559 code for a protein of 457 amino acids. Lineage: Eukaryota; Metazoa; Chordata; Actinopteri; Cypriniformes; Cyprinidae. The record is from RefSeq and is a predicted model, not a curated record. The transcript has 9 exons.